Molecule: messenger RNA, 719 nt
Organism: Contarinia nasturtii (swede midge)
Lineage: Eukaryota; Metazoa; Arthropoda; Insecta; Diptera; Cecidomyiidae
Exons: 3
Coding region: 51-635 (194 amino acids)
Source: RefSeq, a predicted model, not a curated record
UACCAUUGUCUUCAACUUAUAAAGAUUGUAUCGAUUCAUACACGAAUUCCAUGCAAGACGCACUCAACAAUGCCAAAUCAUAUAUGAAACCGAGUGAAUUCGAAAAAAAACAUAAUGAAGCAAAGGAUAAGUCAAUUCAAAAAUUGAAAAUUACCACAAAUUCAAAGCUAAAGGGAAUUUUCAUACUUAAUGCCAUUAGUGCUAUCGAAAAAAAAUAUGCAAACUUCAGAAAUAUAAACAAUAAAAAGCCAAAGCCAAGCCCUGAUGAAGGCCGUAUGGCACUCACUGUUUCAGUUUGCAGUGCUAAUUUUCUGGAGAAGAAAAAUUGGUGUGACGAUACGACAAGAUGUGAUCCAUACAUAAAAAUCUUCAUUAAUAAUAAAGUGGUGAUAGAAUCUAAGGUAUAUGAAGAUAAUCAAUACCCGGAUAUCAAAGAAACAUACUUAACGGAUAAUUUCAUACAUAAAAAUACACCCAUUAAAAUCGAAAUGUGGGACUCAGAUAAUGGCAAUGAUGACCGGAUGAUGGAUUGGCACUUCGAUCCCGCAACAUUAUUAAAUAAGGGCGGUUCAGAUCGGAAAGUUGAAAAUGCAAACUGCAUUGAUGCAAGCUUAGUAUGGAUACCAAAAGAAUAAGUUUUAUCAUAUCGAACAAUGCAAAUAUAAUACUUCAAUAUGCUUUGGGACAAUGACCUUGUUAGAAUGAAAAUAAAUUCAUCA